Eremothecium cymbalariae DBVPG#7215 is the source of this 384-nucleotide messenger RNA. It is a transcript of the gene SNU13, whose product is annotated as RNA binding protein SNU13. The coding region runs from base 1 to 384 and encodes 127 amino acids. Gene Ontology annotation, biological process: mRNA splicing, via spliceosome; maturation of SSU-rRNA; ribosome biogenesis. Lineage: Eukaryota; Fungi; Ascomycota; Saccharomycetes; Saccharomycetales; Saccharomycetaceae. The record is from RefSeq and is a predicted model, not a curated record. Gene Ontology annotation, molecular function: RNA binding. The transcript has a single exon. Gene Ontology annotation, cellular component: nucleolus; small-subunit processome; precatalytic spliceosome.
AUGUCAUCUAAACCUAAUCCUAAAGCGUUCCCAUUAGCAGAUGAUACUUUGACACAACAAAUUUUGGAUGUUGUGCAGCAAGCGUCUAAUAUGAGACAGUUGAAGAAGGGCGCUAAUGAGGCCACCAAGACUUUGAACCGUGGUAUUUCUGAGUUUAUUAUUAUGGCGGCUGACUGUGAACCUAUUGAGAUUUUGUUGCAUUUGCCAUUAUUGUGUGAGGAUAAGAAUGUUCCAUAUGUAUUUGUGCCUUCUAGAGUUGCUUUGGGUAGAGCUUGUGGGGUUUCCAGACCAGUGAUUGCUGCUUCAAUUACGACGAACGAUGCUUCUCCAAUGAAGAACCAAAUCUAUGGUGUCAAAGACAAAAUCGAGACUUUGUUGAUUUAA